AUUCAUCACUCUAGCAUCGUCAUAUUCCUAUAUUAUCACAGCUAUGGUCGACCAUCACAGUACAAUGUCUGGACUCGAUCAGUAUGGCACCACAGAAUGCGACUGCGUCGGCUUCCGUACCCUCCGCCGCGGUCUGAAGCAGCCAAAUGAGACCGACCGAAACCGGGCUAUCGUACACACCCGCAACUUAUUGCUCCAUUCAUCAAUGUUCGACUUCUAGGAGAAAGUACGGUUGCCUGCUCCGCCGGCUAGUCGGGAAAUGGCACAAGCCAACAACCGAGUACUGUCCAAGAUCGCUGUCGACGCCUGGAUUCUGCUUUCUACAAUCCCGUUGCCAGAACAUGGCCUCUCCGAAUUGACUUACCGUCUUUUGCACGAUUUGACAGUGCACGACCUUAGGAUACGAGUAACAGCCAUGCCGCAACCGGAUUGGCUGCCCGGCAAUGGCAAGGUCGAUUACUUCGCUCAGGUCAUCUUGUACGACGGCACGCUUCUGAUCUCUGGUGAACCGGCCAAAGACAAGCUCUCAGCCCUGGACAUGCUUCUUUGGAGUAUUAAAGCAAGGAUUGCAAUGAAGUUUGUGUUAACGCCAAUGAUCACUACUAGCUUGGACUACUACACUCUCGAGCUCUCCUUUAGCUCAAAUCGACAGAGACCCAAGCUGGCAAUCCCAGCUCUACGCCGUUCGUUGAAUUGCGAUAUGAAGACCGAGUCCACUCAGCUUCUGAAGCGGUCCAAUUUUGAUUGCGAUUUCGAGUUCUACACAGUCCGAGUGAAUUCUCGAGACUGCCAACGAUGCUGUUUCUGUAACCAAUGCGACGAUUGAGUCUACUCUACUUCAGUCAUGGUAGCUCAGCUAGACCAAAUCUCGACAGUCACUACAGUUAGUAGAAAAUGAAACCACAAUCCGCUUCUUCUCCC
Aureobasidium pullulans EXF-150 is the source of this 921-nucleotide messenger RNA. RefSeq lists its product as uncharacterized. The coding region runs from base 260 to 826 and encodes 188 amino acids. The transcript is spliced from 2 exons. The record is from RefSeq and is a predicted model, not a curated record. Lineage: Eukaryota; Fungi; Ascomycota; Dothideomycetes; Dothideales; Saccotheciaceae.